UCCAUACUGCUGGAUUUUACUGGACUAGAUCCCCACCUUUAGCACAAAGCUGAGAAAAGGAAUAUUUUUAUUUAACAUCUUUACAUCUGGCUGACCACAGGGAUGAGGCUAAUUUGUGGAUCGAAGGCUGAGUGAGUCACCCUUUAAUUUGGAGGACAUGAUUAUUUUAAUAGCAGCAACCAUCACAUCUUCCUGCUCCCUCACCAUGUAAUGAUCCAGGGACCAGGACAGGGCUAAUAUCUGGAUCCAUCUAAGUGACAGGACUGCUGUCUGUAUUGGACACAUUCCUCUUGGGACCUGGUUUAUCCCUGGAUAGUGUAUUGGCAUGUUCUGUUUCUGCCUGCAGAGUUCUCUGCUUAAGCUCCAUGCUCUGGAGGUGGAGGGGGGGUCUUCACAGGGGUCGUCCCCAGAGGAAAGCCCCCCUGCCCUGGGCAGCAAGGAGCAGAAGAGCCCCUGUGUUCCUGCUGAGCUGGGUGGGAAAGAUGGAAGGACUACAGCUCUCUGCCACAGAGCCCCAACAGAUGAGAAUCACCCACCAGAGCUUCUGACAGUCCUGACCAGACCUUCACAACCCUCCAGACAUCAGCCAUUAGCUUCCAUCCAUCCUAGCCAGCAGCCUCCGGUCUUUGAUGGGGUAUUGUCCCCCAGUCCUCAUCAUUCCCCACAGAGGAGCAGCCCUGGAUUUGAGGUGGGAGGAGGAAACGGCUCAGAGGGAGGAGGAGGUGGAGCUCUUCUCCAGCUACUGGCAGGACUUCCCAGUCCCCUGCCCUCUCCACGAUGCUGCAGCCCCAGCCUGAGGUUCAACUCCGACCCAGAUACAGCACCAUCACCACCCUGCAGCCAGCAAUACAUCCUGUGCAGGAGUCUGGGGGAAAGGACUGAAGUUUCAGAGGAAGAAUGUCCAACAUCCAUCCCUUUCCUCACCCGACACAUUCAAAGCCUGAAGAAGAGAGUUCGCAGGUUUGAGGAUCAGUUUGAGCAGGAAAUGAACUAUAAGCCGUCCCAUAAUGAUAAAUACACAAAUUCAGAGAUGGUCAGAGUUAUGAGUGAGCUGGCAAAAGCUCGGAAACAGCUUAAAGAGAUGAGACUUCGACAGUCAGUGUUUGAGUCGAAGGAGCAGAAAACCAGCGAGCCCUGCAGAUUGGGCUCUGGUCAGCAGGGCGCGUCAGACCACAAACCAUCUCUGGAAGAAACUGUAGAGUCUCUGUUCAGGCGGUUGAGAGAAAAGAGACAGUCUCUGGGUCUCCCUGACAACAUGAAGGAGAUGACGCAGUCACAGAUGGUCCUGGAGAAGAUAACACUGCAGAAAUGUCUGCUGUACUUCGAGAGUGUUCAUGGCCAACCGGAAACGAAACAGGAGAAGAACCUGGUGAAGCCUCUGUAUGACAGAUACCAGAUGAUCAAACGAUUACUUUGUGCCAGCCCCACUAUCACCACCAUAGAGGAAGAGGAGGGUUCGGAUGAAGAAUCUUUGAGCUCCUCGUUGGUUAGUGAUGUUCUAGUUCCUCCUUGCAGUGUGACGUGGCCAAUAGCGAGUGAGGACAGUGACCGGGAAAGUGACCCGGCCUUCGUGUCCCCAAUAGAGGAGGUGAAAGCCGUUCGUCAGCAGGCCACUCUUACCACAGCCAACCUGCAUGAAGCUUCCAGGUCUCAGCUGCUGGAGUGUUUGCGGCAAACCAGAGCUGAGAAGAAGAUCAGAAGAAAAGUUCUGAGAGAAUUUGAGGAGGAGUUUUACCGUCAGACUGGACGAGUCUGCCAAAAGGAGGACCGUACUCCGAUAAAGGAAGAAUACCAGGAAUACAAACAGCUCAAAGCCAAACUGCGGCUGCUGGAGGUCUUGCUCAGCAAACAGGACAUCACCAAAACUCCCUGAAGAUAAAGACCACAGAAGUAAAAUAAGCAAAAUGGUAUCAGAUGUUGAAAUUAGUACCAAAUGUCAGACAGGACAAUAACAUUUAUUUUUUAGAUAUCUGUGUUUCUGGUGUGUUACAACACAUUUCUGACAUGUUUCGUACAUGUUUCUGACACAACUGACGUUUCUGAAGUGCUUCAAACGUGUUUCAGGUAUUCAGUCUGAUUUGGUCUCGACCUGUCUGACAUCAGUCCAACAUAUUGGACGAGUGCAAAAUUAAUUUACCAAAUCAUUUGUCCCACAGCAAUGCUCUAACAUGUCAAUAUGACUGAUGCCUAUCCAUGUGUUCACCAGAUUUGUGCAAUGUAUCCAAAACAUUGUCAACACAUGUCCAAUGUGACCAUGAUUAAUAGAAAACAUGUUAAUGAUGUGUUUAACAGGUUGUCCUCAUAAGGUUAAAGUAUGCUUGACGUGUUAAAUGUGUUGGCUGUAUGUGUCCUUGAAUCUGUUGUAUGUCUGAACUGUCUGACUUUGUUUUUGAUGUUUCCAGCGAGAGCCACUACCAGUUUCCCAUCCCUUUUAAACUGCCGUUAAACUGAUACAUCAAAAUACCCGAACUUUCUGCUCCGGUCUAGGCCCACUUUAUUAUUAACAAACAUUCAUUCCAUCUCAGACAUAAAUUUAGUAUUUUUAUAAAGGUUCAAUGGGUCUCAGUACCCAUUUGUCAUGAAGGUUGCAAACAAUGAUUAGCAGCUGCCUGAGAUGGUUCAUUUCAUUUUACCACAUUAAAACCACAUUAUUUGAGCUAUUUUCAGUAUUAUGAAGGCAGCUGUAACAACAUGGUUUGUUUACGUAAAUUUCUUGUUUUUAUCUCUAACAAUUAUCACACACCAACAAAUGUGUCAGUUCAAAUCUUAGACAUGUCUGGACAUGCCUACUGUCUGCACUCUAUGCAGUUAUACCUUUAAUCAGACAAAGCUCAACCUGUGGCUUCAGCUGAUGGGAUGAUAAUUCCUCCAUUAUGGAUUAUUUUACAUUGGUUACCAACAGAUGAGGAAUCAAAACUAAUGGGUUAUGGAAUAUAAAUUUAAAGUGACCACCGAAAGUCCUGCAGGGGUGCUUUUUUAACUUGUUAGUUUAAAUCGACCAAGGAAAAAAACAAAACCUUACCCCACUUGUUGCAUGCAAUCAUUGAGGGUUACGACAGACAACUAGAGAAGAAAAAUGUGGCUUCUAAAAAGAUGAACAGCAUGCCAAAAGCAAAUCUGGUCCUAAUUUAGGUUUUAGAAAUCAACAAGUAGUAUAAUUAUGUCUUUUUAUGAGUUGUCAUAAUUAAAUUGUGCAUGACAUCCAGGUCCUUUCAUCUCAUCUAAACCUGCAAAAGAAAAUUGUCACUUUAUAUUGAUAAAUAUAUUCUAAUAUAAUUAUCAAUCAAUUAUAAUACAUCCGUGAUGUAUUAUAUUCUAAUACAGAACUAAUGUGCUGUUAGUGAUCCCAAAGAACAGAAAUCACCAAAUUAAUACUGUAUUAAAUUAUGUUUUUACCACUGUUUCUGUCUCUAGCAGUGGAGUUGACAAAUUCAGAUAAAUAUGGUGCUGUGCGUAUUCAGAGUGCAUCUCUUCAAAUCAUUCAACAUUUUUUUUAAAGAUAAAGGGAAUGGUAUGAUGAUAUAAUCCUAUUUAGGAGGUUGAUGCUCCCACUGUUUUGCCAGCAUUUGCUUGGCAAGAGAAUGUUUAGAUGUUAGAAUGCCACACUGAAUAAGGUGGAUGGGUAAACAAGCAUUCAUAAAGCAGAUAAACACAGAUCAUUAAAAAAAUAUAGCAAGAAUAUAGAGAAAUUUUAUUACAAAGACAUGUCAUCAACAACAAAAUGGUAACUUGAAAAAAAUAGUUUACAAAGAUUGCCUUUAAAUUUAAUACAUAACAAAGGGGUGUACCUUUUGUUAUUUCACGUUUAUGGUCAAAAUAGAAUUUAAAUUCCAACAAACUGAAGAAAAUAAAUGAAGAAACUGGAUUAUUUGACAGAUAAUCCAGUAUAUUUAUUUUUAUUUGGAAAUUUAUAUUUUAAAAAUAUAGUUUGACAUUUGUGCCUUAUUUAAUCAGUGUUGUUGAAAAUGUUGACAGGAAGCUGUGAUUAAAACAUGAGAACAAUCUAUAAUGCUACAGCUCCAGUUUAGAGGAAUAAUUCCCAUGGCAAUUAAAUAAUUAAAUGAUUAGUUUUUAAUGCAAAGUAGGAGAGAGAUUAUAAUUAUAUUUAAUAGUUCAUUUAAAAUUAAAUAAGAUGUUUGUUCUGAAGGCCAGAUUGCUUUCUUUGCUCUAUUCGGCAGAGUGUUUGACAGAGUGCCAAGAGGAAGCUCAACAUUUUACUUUCACAAGUGGAGCAUUUUAUAUAUAUAUGUGUAUAUAUAUAUAUAUAUAUAUAUAAUAAUAUAUAAUUAAUAUAAAUUCAUUAGAAAGUGCUUUAGGAUUAUUUCAAAUGCAAUGAACAUGGGGAUGGAAACAAAACGAAAAAGGAAGCAAGAAAACCACCGGGACUACCACAACCCCCCCAGAGGAGAGCCCCAGGGGAACCACUCAGCAGCCACAUUGCUGAAACCACAGGGAGCUACAGCAAUGAGCCCACAGGCCUCGCCAGAAGCCCACUAUGCUGUUGCAGAUCUAGCCAUGGACCCAUCACCCCCAAGCAGAGGCCCGACAGAGCCAGGGUGCCCAGGCCCCGGCAAGAAGCCACCGUGAGUGAGCCGGCACACACCAAAGCACCCAGCCGCGGACACAAAAACCACAAGUACACCAGCGGGCAGUUACACCAGCCACCGGCAGGGAGUGUGGCAAGGAGAAAAUAGGCCCCACAUUUAAUAGGGGGCCUAAGCUGAUCCAGGAGAGGGAACAGCAUAAGAGACCCAACCUCACACAAAAACAGGCACACACAAUCACAAUCACAUAUUCCCACCCUCACAUGUGUACACAUAAAAAAACCUCACACCCACACACCUUACAUAAAAGCAAUCAAAAAAGGACAUCAUACAAUGACUCACAAUCCCCAUACAUACACUAUACUCCCAGGUCCAGGUACUGAUACCCCAGAGGAGCAACCAGCCCCCAGACCCAGGAGGUAGUUCCCUUCAUUGCAGGGUGGAGACAAGCAGGCUGUUCCAGCACCAGGCCAGUGCCGGCACCACCCAAACCUGAAUGACCCUGGCCCAGACCCAGACCCUCCGGCUCGACCACAGACCCCAACAAUCUCCGCGCCCAUUAGGAGAGGGGGUCAUGAACAAUAGAGGGAGCUACCUGGUCCAAACGAGCCCGACAACCAGAGCCACCCCAGGACAAAGCAGCCCCAACCCCCAAUUAAUUCCGAUCUCAACCACAUAAGCCCCCCACCCCCAAUGAACCUCAACAUAAGGUUACAUAACACACCACAUUGCCGCCACUGUAGUGACAGCCCAGGGAAAAACACCAAUCAGCUCAGCUCCACCGUCACUGCACAGCCAAUCCAAAUGCCGGUGAGCACACAUCCAAAAAGAGGACCCAACCCCCACCACACAUGUUGCAACCUGUCCACAGCACCACCACCCCUGCCCCCUAGUCCUUCUCCCUGGAGGAAAGGACUGGAGGGAAGGACUAGGGGGCAAAAUGCUCACGCAGCCCCCUGCCCAAAAAAGCCACCGAUCCCAACAAAGAGGAGUCAGCCGGAAGCAUGCAGCGACAACAAAGAGUGCUGCCCCAUUCUAAAAUAACAGCAGACCAUCUGGCCAAACACAACAGCAGUAUGCCACACAAAGGAGGAAACACAACCAACACGCUCAACCACCCCCAAACCCAUGGCACAGAGGCAACAGAGUGCCCCAUCCCAGAUGCCCCCCAGCCUGGCACCUAGAUCACAUUCUAAACCAGGCCAGUGGAGAAACAAAACACUCCCCACACCGAGGUGACCAAUAAGCCACGCCCAACCCAAAACGUCAGGCCAACCCAAAUGCCAACCCCCAGCCAGUUUGGCACACGUGUCCCAUAGACAAACUAACCAAAAGUACCCAGAGUCUUCACUGUGCAGAUGCGCCCCCACCAGCCUCCCAACAAUAACCCCCCUUACAAAAGUGCACCCCCGUGAAAAGAAGACCGACAACAUCCAAACCCAAGAACUCAUGCCCAACACCCAUACCCCAGCCAGAAGUAGCCCCAUGAGAAAAUCUUCUGUGGGCUUCAGCCCACAAAAGGCAGAGAGCCCACUGAGCCAAAACCAAAACCCACUGAGAAGCGAGACCACUCCACCCCGAGAAAAACUCCGGCCAGCCCACCCACCCAAACCAUGCAGACCCGUCAGGAACCGGAACCAAGAUAAAGAACCACAAUCCAAACUGGAACUGCCCAGUCCCAAACAAUGCCUAUCCCCAUCCACGGCCAACCACCCACCCCCACCCC
Messenger RNA from Girardinichthys multiradiatus, 6270 nucleotides. RefSeq names its product protein FAM13A-like. The record is from RefSeq and is a predicted model, not a curated record. Lineage: Eukaryota; Metazoa; Chordata; Actinopteri; Cyprinodontiformes; Goodeidae. The transcript is spliced from 11 exons. The coding region runs from base 326 to 1873 and encodes 515 amino acids.